UGAACAUUCACAAGUUUCUGAGCGCAUACGGUACAAAUCCUGAUCCUCUGAGCUGGACAUCUGAAGCGAUGAUCACAAACAUGAUUGUGUUGCUGUGUUUGUCUGCGCUGUUUCCCGUCUUGAUGGGCACUGAUGAGGUCAAAUCAGAUUGUUUUCUUGCUAGAGACUGCUCUGACAUUUAUUCAAGUGGGAAAAAUACCAGUGGUGUGUACUCCAUCACCUCAUUAGAUGGACCAGUGCAGGUCUACUGUGAGAUGGUCCCCAGCGGAAUAAAUGACAGAGGACACUGGACGGUGAUUCUCAGGCGAAUGGACGGUGAGGUGAAUUUCUUUAGGCCAUGGGAGAGUUAUAAAAAGGGUUUUGGUAAUAAAGAAGGCGAAUACUGGCUGGGUUUAGAGUUUAUGCACCAGCUGACCAGCAGGUAUCAGUAUAAACUUAGAAUAGAUUUGGAGGACUUUGAGGGGAAGAAGGCUUAUUCUCUGUACGAGUCUUUCUCUGUGGACUCUGAGGCUGAUGGGUACAAACUGCAUGUGACCGGCUUUGUAGAUGGAGGAGCAGCUCAGACUUUUGGUUAUCAUAAUGGAAUGAAGUUCUCCACCUUUGACAAAGAUAAUUCAGGAAAGAACUGUGCUAAAAAAUACUCUCAAGGAGGGUUUUGGUACAACAAUUGUGAUUAUACAAACCCUACUGGUCUGUAUUGGUGGGGGAAAGAUGAUGGCAGUUUGAUGAGUGGGCCCUUCUGGUACUACUGGAAGAGCAGCUAUAAAUCUCUGAAGACCGUCACCAUGAAGAUCAGACGCGUGAUGUAGAGCAGGGCUUACAAAAGCUUCACUGCAGCUUGUGCACACAUCCACAACUUUAUGCAUGCAUGUGGAUCUUUCUUAAAAUA
Sinocyclocheilus anshuiensis is the source of this 889-nucleotide messenger RNA. Its product is annotated as microfibril-associated glycoprotein 4-like. The transcript has 6 exons. Lineage: Eukaryota; Metazoa; Chordata; Actinopteri; Cypriniformes; Cyprinidae. The record is from RefSeq and is a predicted model, not a curated record. Bases 69 to 809 code for a protein of 246 amino acids. Gene Ontology annotation, biological process: elastic fiber assembly.